Molecule: messenger RNA, 4749 nt
Organism: Solenopsis invicta (red fire ant)
Lineage: Eukaryota; Metazoa; Arthropoda; Insecta; Hymenoptera; Formicidae
Exons: 3
Coding region: 2408-3436 (342 amino acids)
Source: RefSeq, a predicted model, not a curated record
UUAUUUUUCUGUCUUUAUAUGUGGCAUCACAAUAUUAAAUUAAAUAAGGAAUACAUGUUCUAAUGUUGAAAAUAAUAUUGCUGAAUAUAUUAUGUGGCUUUAUUUUUAUAUUAAUAAUAAUUGUCGAGCACAAAGAAGAGGAGGUUAAUAUCGUAUAGCUUCCGGCAGAUGUCGAAUAAUAAUUUUUACGUGAAUUUUUUUCAAUCUCCAGAUCACGGAAACUGCGCGCCACGUUUUAUCAUUUUAUCACAUACCUCGAUAGCCGAGAAAAGAGAUAGCUUAGAAAGAUACCUGCAUGGAAUGUAAUAGGGAGAUGCAGGUUUGCAUCCUGAUUGAUGUAUUAUCUAUAUAUUUCGAUCAAUAAACCUGAUAAAAACAUUUUUCAAAAUUUUUAUACGAAUUGGAAUACUUUUCAAAAAUACUGUGAGAAAAUCUUUUCUCAAAAAUUUUUUCAUACACAGUGAUAAAAGUAUUACCACAGUGCAGUUGUUAUUAUAAAACGGCCGAUAUCUAAAAAAAAAUAAUAAUAAAAUUCUAAUUUUUGUAACAAAAACACAUGACUUUUCUUUUUUAUAUAUAAUUUUAUAUAUAAUUAUAGGAAUUAACAUAAAAUAAAUGCAAUUACAAAAAAAGAAUUAAAAUUGUCUUCCAAACAGGAAAAACUCAAUACCAGAGCAUGUUCUCAAAUUUUCGCUUUUGUUCAAUGUUUAUUUUUUAAAUUGUUCGGUUCGUUAUAUUACGCGUCAUAUGCGUGUAGAUAUUCAUGUGACUCGCCAGCCAAUUAAUUUGUACGCGACGUGACCUGUCGCGUCUUACAGGUUUUAAUUUUAUUAGCUUGCGCCGCGGCGCGUCGACAUUUAUUGAACAAAAAACCGAACAAUUGUUUAAGACGAGUCUUUACGUUUGCAGCAAGAAAAAGAUUGUGGCAAUGCCAUCUCUACAGCACAAUUGAUAGAUUACAUGUAUAAUUUAUAGCUGCGACCAAUGUAUAAAUGUUUUAAGGCAUUUUUUGAUGAAUUAAUAAAACUUUUUGUUCCGAUUGGUCAAUCGGUUCUUCUGGGCAAGGAGAAUUUUAUUAAUGUUUCAGAAGCAUUUAUAAAAAUUAUUUAUAAAAUAUUUUAACAAGCUGAAGGUUUUAAAAAUAAAAAAUUAUUAUUUAGCAUUAAGAACCGCUGUGACUGGCAUAGGCCUGCUAAUCUUAUAUUUGACAUUUUCAUCAGUCUGAAUCUAAUUUAUUAACAGUUAUUUUUUAUACCUUUUUAUAACUUUAUAUAACAUAAUAUUAACAGCACAUAUACUUUCUCGAAUUAAAUCAAUUAAAUUUUUAUUAAAAUAAGAUAUAUACUUGAAUUAGUUAAAGAGUAAUAUUUUAUAAAAUAAUUAAGAUAAAACCACGUUCUCGUAUAAGCAAUUCAAAUCGAGAUAGACCCAUAGACGGUCAUGGCAAGAUCUUAAUGCUGAAUAAUGUUCCUUAUAUGUCUUUGUAAAUAUCUUUUUCAAUUUUCCAAACUAUGCACCGUUAAUUUCCGUUUCAAUCACACAUCUUAAAUUUAACCAGAAAAGAAAUAUUUUGACAUCAAAUUAUAAUAAUAUUUUACCGUUUAUUUUAUUUAUUGUUUAUGCUGUCUUUAAUUUUUGUUAAAUCAGAGUAGAUAAAAUUUGCAAAUCCAGAUAAAUUUCCAUUAAUUCUAAAUUUCUAAGAAUAUUAUUAACAUCAAAGUCUAUGAAUUAUGAAGCAAUUUCUAGCCAUUAGUAACAUUCAUUAGUAAUAUAACGAGCAAAAUAAUGCUAUCAGGAUAGUUAAUAUCACAACUUAUCUUCUUUUGUUAAUGCAGUUCUGAGAUAAUGUUCUCUGCCGGACUGACCACGUUUUUCCGGUGUGUUCUCAUCGCAUUGACAUUGUCAAGCCGCCGACUGUGUAACAUUAGCGAGCACGCCAAACCCUGGACUUCGCGGCUACCGGAAUAUAUUUACUAAACAGCACGUUAUACGUUACACGUCAAUCACCAUAAAAAAGCGGCGCGGAAGAACUGUCUAUCUUAAUCGCGCACUCGACCAUGGAUUCAAUCGUCGGUCGAAUGCGACACCCGAAAUAGUCAUUGCUAUCGCUACGAUACAUUCAACAUCGAAAAAGUGGUGCCCGCUAUUCCGACGAUUUCUUUGUGAAACAACAGAGGAUUUGAUAGGCAGUGUGUCGUUGAAACAUCAUUGGGAAUUUGAAAUCUAUCUAAUAUUAAGUGCGUCGAAAGAAAAACUUGCAGAAAACGCAAAUGAGGGAUUUUUUAAAGAAAAAGACAAUGAGGAGAAUCUAAAAAAAAUUAGUUUUCCGUUCAGAUGACUAAUACUACAUUCAAAAAUAUGCGCGAGCACAAUCGACGGUGAGAUUUUAUACGCAGAUAUAGCGUGUAUGGUGAAUAUGGGAACGACCCUUCUAGCUGUAAUACUCACUGCGGCAUUGUCUGCGGCUGCGAAUAACAUCAGCGAACAAUGCCAAGUUCACAAUGAAAGGAGGAUUACGUGCAGUUGCAUCGGAAACGAGGAGUUUUUCCUACCGGAAGACUACAAUUACACGAACAUUAUCAGCGUGUCUGUCACAGAUUGCGCUUCAGCGAACCUCUAUUACUCCAGUUUUCCAGAGGCGAAUGGUCUCGAGGAGAUGGUAAUUCAGAAUAUCAAAAACAAGCUGAUCUUUGACGUCUUCUUCACAUCGAGCCACAUGAAACUACUGAAGCUCUCAAACAUUGGUUGGAUACCAACGAUUGCGAGCUAUACGUUCACAAACACAAUGGCUAUCGACAUGCUCACAAUCGAGAACGCGCUCAUCGAGAACUUCGACGAAGAGUUCACUUCCAUCAAUGUAACACAUUUUAUUAUGACGAACGUUACGAUCGAACGGAUGGACUGGCUAAACGUCUCUGAGAGAGGCACAAGAAUGUUGCGCAUUGAGAAUAGCGAGCUGCGUAAUAUCAAGGAAAGAUUGAACUUCGCCAAUUUUCUGAACAUCGAGAUUAUCGGCUCCAAGUUCGAGAUGCAGAAACCGGGAGUGAUGUCCAUCCAAGGCGACGUCGCCAUCGUGAGAAACAGCAUCUUUUCGAACGUGAGCAUGAACCUAGUCACUACGACCGCCAUCAUAAUAAAAGGCAUUUGCGCGGAUGGCAAGAGUACCCUGAGACUUAGUUCGAAACGCAUUGAUAGCACCGACAACAGAUUGCCGAACGAGAUAGCUUACCCGGGAGGCGAUCAACAUGGAGAAACGGAAUCCCUUACGAUUCGAAAUAACACGGUCUGCAAAGCCGGUAACUGCAAAUGCUUAAAAAGCAGCGGACAGGCUCCUUGUCGAGCGACGAUCCCAAUAUACAUCUUGUUGACAGGGUUCAUUAUUAUGCGCUACAUCUUAUGUCUUCAUGCUGCAACACUAACAAAAGCAGUUUUAUAACUUGAGUUUAAUUAGAUAAAAUCGGCUUUUAAAAAACCAAUCUUGCUCCUUGGUUCAAUAUAUUGAAAAAAAAGUGAUUGAUUUCUUUCAACUUGAUUAAAUUUCUUUAGAUCAAAUAUCUAUGCAGUUAAGUUAAAAUAUAAAUACUCUCUUAAACUAAAAUUAUAUUUAAGUUUUGUAUUUAAUCAAAUUAUAAACUCAAUUGACAAUAUGAGCCUUUGCAUGUUGUUGGGGCGUAAGAUAAUAAAUAUAAUAAAAAAAUUUUUUUAAUUAUUUUACGUAUAUAAUUAUUAUUUUUGUUAUCAAUUUACAUUAUAAAUGUUUCAAAAUAUGGACUCUUUAGAAUUUUAGAAGAAUUUCAUAUUCUUACUAUCUCACGCCCAACAACCACGAAGAUUCAUAUUGACAAUUGGUUUUAUAACUUGAUUUAUUCUUGGAGCUGUAAUUAUUGAUUUAUUAUAUUAAUUUUAUAUUUAACUUUUCUCUCAGUACAUUGAAAUGUAUAACAAUGAACAAAAUAAUUCUAAAAACAGCAUCUAUAUAUUUCUAAGCGCUGAAUUGUUUCUCAUGUGACUGUACUAUCAAGACGCUGGAUAAUUUAACGAUAAAACAAUUGCUCAAGCAAAAAAUUCAGAUGUAUUUUAUGGCUCUACCACCCCCUAAAAAAAAUGUUCUGUGAAGAAGUAUUACACCAUUAUAAAAAGAAACGUGAUAUAUAAAAUGAUCUAAACUAUAUAAUCCACUGUGCAAAUAAAUCAUGAUGUUUGCAAAAAAUAAUGGAAAAUCAAAUAAUAGGGAUGCAUUACUAUAUUGUAAUCACUCAGUUUUCCUUCAGUUAUAACUAUAGAAAAGAACAAUUUGUCAGAUUUUCAAGUUAUUUCCUUAUUAUAUUAGAUACUCUAAUUUGAACUCUUUUAAAUUAUUAUUCGUAUUCUUUUCUUAAAAAUGUAAUUAAAUAUUCAAAAUUGCAAACAUAGAAAAAAUAAGAAAAGUAACUAAAGAGAACAUACUUAUAUUAAAAUACAAAAUGUAUACAAUAAAUGUUAGGAAAAUUACAAAGUACCUUUAUUUUAUUCAAGAAUCUUCAACGAAACCUUUCUAAUACAAAAAACUCAUUUAAAUUGUCUUUCUAAUACACUUUAACACAUAAAAUAACAAAACUUAUUAAAAAUACAUAAAGUUCUCUAGUUACGAAAGGUAAUAUUACUACAAAACUCGGUAUUACUAUGACUAUACCAUAUUUCUAACCAUUGUAUGCACUAUUUUCCUGUACAUCCAAGUUAUAAAUAAAUAAAUAAAUUACAAAUAUCAAU